Ostreobium quekettii is the source of this 1143-nucleotide messenger RNA. NCBI's taxonomy places the organism in Eukaryota, Viridiplantae, Chlorophyta, Ulvophyceae, Bryopsidales, Ostreobiaceae. The record is from the annotation of a GenBank genome assembly.
AUGAACAGGCUGCGAAGGUUCCCGGUGGCUUGGGCGGUGGUUGCGGUCCUGGCAACCGCCCUGGGCCCUUCGCUAGCUGCCCCAGAGGUGGAUGACCGACAUGAGUACGUGAGCGACGGCUCCAUGCAGGGCUACUUUGAGAGUGGUGAAGCAGUGCAAUACCUGAGGACACUGCGACCUUCUGAUUUUGAGCCGCCAUUUGAUGAUGCCACAUACUUCAAGAGGGAAGAAAUUCAACUCCAAGAAUAUGCUGUGGUCGAUGGAUGUGACCCGACAAGCCCUACCAUUCAUUUUCCUUUGAACCAAUCAAAAACUCUGGCAGCAUUCGAGUCCAUCUCUUACUGCAGGGACUUGGCCUCCCUGAGCCUGUGGAAUUGCACCCGCUGUCAGCGGCCAGAGGUGGCAGGCUUUGUGGUUGAAGAUGCGGUGUAUGAUGCCUCUUGGGAUGUCUUCACGUAUGUGGGCUAUUUUCCAGCGUGGAAUGCCACCAUCGUCUCGAUAAGAGGUACAAACAGCCAUGACUUCUGGAACUGGGUCGAAGAUUUUGACUACUGGAGGAGCAAGUACCCGCUGUCCUACCCGGGUGCCAAGGGUGCCAAGAUUCACUCUGGCUUCUACAAGCUCUGGGCGAAGAGUGCUCUAAAGGCAAACACAACAGCGGCUGUGCAGCGGUUGGUGGACAAGUAUGGGACCAACCAGACAACGUACGUGAUUGGGCACUCCAUGGGUGGUGCGAUGGCAGACCUGGCUGCCCUCUGGCUAAAGUUCAACCUGAGCCUGUCGGACGUGAGGGUGACCACCUUUGGACAGCCCAGGACGGGAAACAAUCAAUUCUCAGACUUCUUUGGCAAAAUGAUCAACCACAGCUGGAGGUUCACCCAUGCCAGGGACAUCGUCCCCUCCCUGCCCUAUGAGUUCUUGGGCUAUUAUCACACAGCUCGGGAGAUCUGGCAAAGGGACACUCUGGACCCCAGCUCCCCCAGUGGCGUGGAUAUGACCUACAGGGUGUGCGACGGCAGCGGUGAGGACCCCACCUGCCACAACAGCGUCUGCCACUAUGGCGCGUGCACUUCAAUCGAGGACCACAUGAUGUACCUGGGGUACCCAAUGUACACGAACGGAAGCAUAGACGUCCCGUGUUGA